Molecule: messenger RNA, 810 nt
Organism: Alternaria conjuncta
Lineage: Eukaryota; Fungi; Ascomycota; Dothideomycetes; Pleosporales; Pleosporaceae
Exons: 2
Coding region: 1-810 (269 amino acids)
Source: RefSeq, a predicted model, not a curated record
AUGACUACAGCCGCUCAAGACGAAUUCAACGAACUGAUCCGAGACAAGGACCGCGAAGACCGCCACCCAGAAGACCGACACAACGACUCCGACCUCUCCGACCCGGAAUCCCCUGGUGCCGCCGACGACUACCUCGAGAAGAUCGAUACCGACGACGAGCUCGACAUCCCAGCCGACAUGAGGGCGAAUUACUACAUGCCCAACCUGCGCUCAGAGGCCAACACGGGGCCCAAGGGUGUCAUUGCUGACGCCCAGGCGUUUGAACAGGCCAAGAAGCAAGCACGACGCUUCACAUGGAAGAAGAACGCCGCACCCGCACAGUACAAUGUCAAUGCCUAUCACGACGAGAAGACAUCGAGCAGUGAUGACGAGGUCGACGAGGGCUUCAUGCGCCAAUGGCGUGAGGCGAGAUUGAAGGAACUGCAGAAUGUUGGCGAGAGGAUACGGUCGAGGACCAACAGCCCCAGCCGGAGGAUAUAUGGAAGCAUGCCGUUGGUGGAUGGUGAGGGGUAUCUCGAUGCUGUCGACAAGACCGCGUCGGGUACUACCGUUGUCGUCUUCAUCUAUGACUCCCAGUCGAACAUCAACCUCGAUGUCGAAGAGUGCAUGCGUGAGGUCGCCAAGCGCAACGACACCGUCCGCUUCGUCAAGAUGCACGGCGACGACGCCGAAAUCGACCAUGUCGUCCUCCCCGCUGUUCUAGCAUACAAAGGCGGCGACAAGUUCGCAAGCCUGCUACCGCUCCUCGAGGAGCUGCCAGACGACUCGGAGCUCAGCCCCAUCAGCCUCGAGACCGCCUUCAGAAAGUGA